AUGCACGAACACAGCCCGCAAGGGCUUUUCCGGAGCAGACGUGCUGGUUCUCCAAGCUCUCAUUCAAAGGUUCCUUCCUGGCUUCUUCAUGAACAGGGCAGUGAGGAAGGCUGGGCAAAGACAGAGCCCGCCCCUGCACGGCCGGUCGAGGAGGAAUACAUCAAGGACUUCAUCAACUCACCUCAGCGUAAAGCUUUGAGCACCCCUUCCUUCUUGGUGGUCAGUGGUUCCCAAGGCAUUGGGAAAUCAACCAUGCUGAACAAUCUCAUGUGUGAGCAUGUGAAGAAUGGCAAAAAGGUGCUUCCGCUCAAGAUGUCAAGCCGUCCUGGUGAGGACUUGAAACUCAAUGAAGCGCUGCCAAAAGCAUUGCAAGCAGUAAAUUUGUCGCGAUACCACCUAGAACAAGUGGAGUAUAUGCUGGAACGGGUGAAUGAGACGUCCAAGCGCCGAACAGGCAGUGCCGUCGUUGUAUACCUGCAACUCACAACCAAAAGCCGCGGAGACAAAUUUAGCAGGGAUGCCUGUGAUGACAUUGCUUCCACCCUCGGUGCCUUCGCACGCAACAUCACCUACGACAAGGCGGCGUGCAAGUUCAUUUUGGAGGUCAGCGUGUCUGCAGUGGCAGACAUCAUCAAAGAAAGGUUUAACAUGUCAGAUUUGGUGUUGGUGCGACCGCUACCUUUCGAAGACUUCACGUCUGUGGUGAAGGAGGUGGCGAAGCAGGGAAACGGCUUCGGGACGCUGAACAAGGUUCUUGCCGACGACAAGGUAGCGGAGGUGUUGAAGUACUACUACAUCCGCGCUGGGGGCAACUUCCGCGACUUGGGCGAGAUACUGCGAAAUGUCUCCGGAGAAGGUCAGAAAGGUGCGGAUGCGGUCAUCGAGCGGGUUGAGCAGUGGUACAUGCGGAGGGUGGAACCAAUUCAAAGGAAAUUGGAUGACCAGGAAGUGAAGGACUAUCUCCUCAAGGUGGCAGAGGCAGAUCCCAUGGGGUAUCUCCCAAAGAGCGACAAAGACACCAAAAUGGCGUUGAAGCUUCUUCGUGAGGAGCCAGCAGACUGCACCCUGAGGAGUACAACCAGUGAAACUGUGGCUUUGAAGCAUUGGCAUUUCGUCGCCAAGCUCUUUCAAGAGGACGAGCAGAAGUUGAGGGAUGCAGGAUGCAUGUGA
Effrenium voratum is the source of this 1170-nucleotide messenger RNA. The record is from the annotation of a GenBank genome assembly. Lineage: Eukaryota; Dinophyceae; Suessiales; Symbiodiniaceae.